Molecule: messenger RNA, 1773 nt
Organism: Symbiodinium pilosum
Lineage: Eukaryota; Dinophyceae; Suessiales; Symbiodiniaceae
Source: the annotation of a GenBank genome assembly
AUGGGGCUGUCGCUGGCUGCAUCCUUCGUCUUUUUGCCACCAGACAUCAAAGACGAACAGACCCGGCAGGCAUCCGACUAUCUCGUCUGGGAUGAGCAGCCGGCCAAAUUUCCAGGAGGAGGGGUCAGAAGACCCUUCCUUUGGUUGCCAGCACCGCAAGAUGCAAAAACGCAGAGGACGCUGAUCUUCUUCCAUGGCAAUGCAGAGGAUCUCCUUCUGAUCGAGCCAGACCUGGUGCAGUUUGCUAAGGCUCUGAAGUGCAACUUCCUGGCCGUGGAGUAUCCCGGCUAUGGCCUCUGCACUCGCAGUAAAGGCUGCGAAGAGAUCAGCUUCGAGGGCGUCGAAGAUGUAGCGCUGCAUGCGCUGGUCUACUGUGUCUCUGUGCGCGGAAUCCCACCAGAAAAGGUACUUCUUCACGGAAGAUCUCUCGGAAGCGGGCCAGUCCUUCGGCUGGCGAAGCGUGCCCGUGACUUGAUGAGGUGGCACAUUGGAGGCGUAGUGCUACAGUGCCCGUUCAUCAGCAUCCGGCAGGUCGCAGCCGAUUACGUUGGUCUGCCAGGGAGUUAUCUCAUCCCAUCGGACUGCUACAACAACCUGGAUGCACUUCAAGAGCUAUGCCACGAUGCUUUAAACACGUGGGUGCCCAUCCUUAUAUUGCAUGGUGAGCUGGAUAAGGUCAUCAAGCCUUACCAUGGGAGGGCAUUGUUGCAGAAGGCUGUGGAAACGGGGCAUCCGCAGGUGGAGGGCGUUUUCCCGCCGAAUGCUUCCCACAACCAUUGGAGCCUGCGUGAAGAUGUGGUGAAGCCUAUGCAGUCGUUCUGUCAGCGCCAUGUGGCCGGCUGGCGGGAGCAGCAGGCAGACAGCUACUUUGGAGCAAGCUUCGUGGCUCACAGGCGAUGGCAUCUCAUUGAGAUGCUUCUGAUGUUCCGCAGCUGCAUGCAGCUGGGUGUGUUGCAUGUGUGCUCCGUACUGAUUGCCAAUGAGGGGCAACAUGGCAAUUACAAGUCUCAAGAAAGCCGAAGCCGCAUGGAGCCCCAGCUAGCGGGCCAGCUGGCUGAGCUGCUGCUGCUCACGCAACACGGCCAAUUUGGGCUGCUGGCCAAUGCUACGCUGCUUGCAGCCAGGAGGGCGGUUACUGCCAGUCUCAAGGAAGGCAGCAGCUUUUUCCUGGAAGGCGUACAGAGGGACUCACCGCCAGGCCUGCACCUGGAGAAGCUCUCGUCUGCAGGGGCUUACGACUUGGGCGGCACAUGCCUAGUGAUAGGGGUACAGCACCUCCUUGGAGCAGUUCUUUGUCUGCCAGAGGUGACUCGAAAUGUCAGCACUGACUGGUCGGCCGCAUUGAUCAGGCACGCUGCGUUGCUAGCCGCGGCUCUCGGCAUGACGCAGGUAGCCGCUGCCGUGCGCCGACACUUAGCAGAGGAUGGGCCAAAGCAUAUGCCCAUCUCUCUGGUAGCCUUUAUUGUCGGGCUCCAUGCAAUUAGCAUCGUAAAUUGCGUGCCAAUGAACUUGCAUUAUUCCGGCGAGUAUGCUUACGUUCUGAUGGUAUUUGGGAUGCACCUUUCGGGCUUUGCCGCCAACUUCCUUAGCCCACUGGCCUGGACCCUGGAUGAUUCUUACCUGCCGCAUCUCCCCGUACUCUGGCUGAUCAGCACCGUGGACACUGCCAUUGCCAUCAUCGUACGGGGGUGGCUUGACCUCAAGCUUCUAGGUAUGCAGUUCUUGGCUCUAGCGAUAUACUCAGGCCACUUCUCUUGUGGAGUAUCAUCAUGA